Messenger RNA from Penicillium antarcticum, 360 nucleotides. RefSeq lists its product as uncharacterized. The transcript has 2 exons. Gene Ontology annotation, biological process: regulation of DNA-templated transcription. The record is from RefSeq and is a predicted model, not a curated record. The coding region runs from base 1 to 360 and encodes 119 amino acids. NCBI's taxonomy places the organism in Eukaryota, Fungi, Ascomycota, Eurotiomycetes, Eurotiales, Aspergillaceae. Gene Ontology annotation, molecular function: DNA-binding transcription factor activity, RNA polymerase II-specific; zinc ion binding.
AUGGCAACCAAGUCAAAAGAAAAGAGGCCGGGCCGGAUCACUAUUGCUUGUAAUGUGUGUCGGUCGCGGAAGCAGAAGUGUCUCGAAUACAACCGACCAUGCAACUGGCCUGAACAACUCCGGAGGUACUUCCUCGGCGACAACGAGUUACAGACAGAUCUAAUGCAAAAUACAGAGGUCCGGAGAAAGGAUAUACAGAAGCACUGGAAAACAGACUUCAGCUCACAGAAAGUAUACUGCUCAAUCUUCUCCCGUAUGUUUCAGACGAGCAACUUGCCACGGCACUUCCUCCCCGAGAGGGCAGCCAAGAUCGCAGCACGUCCUAUGUGCCAUUUCCAAGACUCGAAAAGAGAGGAAUAG